Aspergillus fischeri NRRL 181 is the source of this 1422-nucleotide messenger RNA. RefSeq names its product putative tartrate MFS transporter. The coding region runs from base 1 to 1422 and encodes 473 amino acids. Gene Ontology annotation, biological process: transmembrane transport. Lineage: Eukaryota; Fungi; Ascomycota; Eurotiomycetes; Eurotiales; Aspergillaceae. Gene Ontology annotation, cellular component: membrane. The record is from RefSeq and is a predicted model, not a curated record. Gene Ontology annotation, molecular function: transmembrane transporter activity. The transcript has 2 exons.
AUGGAGGAGAAAUCAAUCGACGAAACACAUCACAUCGACCAUGUAUCCCAGGGGGCUCCCGAUGCAGAAGCCAUCACAAUCCGCCAUCAACAACUCCUUCGCAAAAUUGACUGGCGUCUGCUUCCCUUGUGCGCAUUUAUCUACCUGUUGAACUACCUGGAUCGCUCGAACAUCGGAAAUGCUAAGGUCCUGAACGCUGAAACCGGUGAUUCGCUCGAGCAACAAACCGGAAUGACCGACACAGGCUAUUCAAUCACCCUUACACUGUUUGCUGUGGCAUAUGCGCUGUUCGACGUGCCCUCCAACUGGAUCCUAAAACGCUAUGCUCGCCCGUCAUACUGGCUGGGGACGCUAAUGCUUUGUUGGGGUGCAGUGACCCUCGGCUUUGCGAGGGUGGAUAACAUGCCCACGGUCAUGGUGCUACGUGUGUUGAUCGGAGUACUCGAGGCUGGAUUCUUCCCUGGAAUGGUCUACCUCAUCACCUUCUGGUACCGACAGGAAGAGCGCUCCAUCCGCAUUGCCUUCAUUCUCGCAACCGCGACGCUUGCAGGGGCCUUUGGAGGCUGCAUCGCCUACGGUGUGGCGUUCUUAAACGGAAAAGGCGGGCUCGAGGGGUUUCGCUGGCUGUUCAUCAUUGAAGGAGGAGCAACAGUCCUCGUCGCUCCUUCGGUGUUUUUGGGGUUGCCUAACUACCCAUCCACGGCGAAGUGGCUGACGCUUUCGGAACACCGCUUUGCGAUUGAGAGACUGGAGCAGGAUGGAGGCGUACCCACCCGGGAUCGGGCGUCUAGGGGAGAAGUCUGCGAGACUUUGUGCAGCCUGCGGAUGCUCCUUCAUUACCUAGCUUAUUUUACGAACAAUAUCGUGACGAGCUCUUUGGCCUACUUCAGUCCUACUAUAGUUAAGGGCCUGGGGUAUACGUCCAUCGAGGCCCAGCUGAUGACUGUUCCCCCGUGGGCGGUUGGAUAUGUAAUCUCGAUACUCUUAGCCUGGUCUGCGGACCGAUUCAACGCUCGUGGGCUCCAUGUCUGUCUCGCAGGGGUGCUUACAGGUACCGGAUUUCUUGCUAGCCGCCUGUUUCCAGCGGAGGCUUACUUGCCCCGAUAUGGAUGUCUCAUCGUCGCCUCAUGCGGUGCCUUCCCCAGUCUUGCACCCUUGACGGCGUGGGUGACAUGUAACGCCCCUUCUGCGAGGACACUGGGACUUGCCGCCGCAAUGAACAACUCCAUGGUUGGGCUGGCUUCCAUCUUAGCAUUGUGGAUUUGGAGAUCGGUAGAGGAAGACCGUGGGUUUCCUACUGGGAACACAGUCUGCGCGGUAGCUGGGUAUGCUACUGCAGGGCUGGCAUUAAUAUUACAUUUCUUCUAUACAAGGGAGAACAACAGGACGACUGGGCAGCUGCAGAGGCUCUGGGCGCUUUGA